CCCACGAAAACAGACUUUCCCUGCAAUGUUUUAGCACCAUCCCCGAGUGUUCCAACUUCAGUACAUAAGUUAAGACCAGGUGAUAUCAAAGUGGUUGCCGCUUUGGGUGAUUCAAUUACUGCAGGAAAUGGUAUCACAGCUAAAACAAUAUUUGGGGUAUUAAGAGAAGAUAGAGGACUUUCAUAUAGUAUUGGUGGAGAUGAUACAUUUGAAGAAGCUAUAACAAUACCAAACAUCCUUAAGAAAUAUAAUCCUGGAAUCACUGGUUAUUCCAUCAAGUCUGGAAAGGUUUCCAGUAAAUAUUCAGCAUUUAAUGUCGCCGAGCCUGGAAAUGUUUUCAGUGAUUUAACAGAUGAAGCCAAUAAAUUGAUAGAAAGAUUGAAAGCUGAUAUCAAUAUUGAUAUUAAUAAUGACUGGAAAUUAAUAACUAUCUUGAUUGGUGAUAAUGAUUUAUGUGAUAUUUGUGAUGAAGAUGGUCAUGAAGCUGAAAGAUAUGUUGCUAUGCUAGAAAAGACGUUAGAUACAUUAAGAACUAAUCUACCAAGAACUAUAGUCAAUGUUGUUGAGGUAUUAAAUGUGGAUAUUGUAAGAAAGUUAAAUAAAGGAUUGAUAUGCACUGUGGUUCACUUCUUCUUAUGUAAAUGUGCGGCUUUCCCGAAGACUGAUAACGAUAAGGCAGAAUUAAGAAAUAUGACUCGAAGAUACCAAACUAUCGUACAUGAAUUAGCCACCUCAGGAAAAUAUGACACCACUGAAGAUUUUACAGUUGUUGAUCAACCCUUCUUCAGAGAUACUUAUGUUCCCAGAAAGCCUGGAACUAAUGAUGUGGAUCUUUCAUACUUCGCUCCAGAUUGUUUUCAUCUUAGUGAGAUGGGCCAUUCUAAUGCUGCCAUAGCUCUCUGGAAUAAUAUGUUCGAACGUGUUGGUCAGAAAGCAACUGAAUGGGUUCUUGGUGAAACCAUUAGCUGCCCGUCUGAGGACUCACCUUAUAUAUUUACAAACAAAAAUAGUCUUAUAUAA
Molecule: messenger RNA, 1020 nt
Organism: Lottia gigantea (owl limpet)
Lineage: Eukaryota; Metazoa; Mollusca; Gastropoda; Lottiidae
Exons: 10
Biological process (GO): phospholipid metabolic process
Molecular function (GO): glycerophospholipase activity
Source: RefSeq, a predicted model, not a curated record